Messenger RNA from Ylistrum balloti, 5924 nucleotides. RefSeq names its product quinone oxidoreductase PIG3-like. Lineage: Eukaryota; Metazoa; Mollusca; Bivalvia; Pectinida; Pectinidae. The record is from RefSeq and is a predicted model, not a curated record. The coding region runs from base 1 to 1074 and encodes 357 amino acids. The transcript is spliced from 8 exons. Gene Ontology annotation, molecular function: quinone binding; quinone reductase (NADPH) activity; NADPH binding.
AUGUUACCCGGUGUCAUUGCGGUCGUCAGCGUGUGUUUUAUGACGUUGGUGGAGUCAGAGAUGAUGAACGCUGUACGGUUCGGAUCAGAUGGCGCUGCGUCAAGCAUGCGCAUCGACAAGGUACCAAUCCCUGAGCUCCGCGAACACGAGGUUUUGAUUCGCGUUUAUGCCACAGCUAUCAACCGGGCAGAUAUUUUACAGAGAAAGGGCCGAUAUGCCCCACCCCCCGGGGAAAGUGAAAUCCUCGGCUUGGAAGCUGUCGGUACUGUUGAGACAAUAGGACCGAAUUGUGGAAGUAGGUGGACGAAAGGAGACAGGGUCAUGGCAUUGUUAGCUGGCGGAGGUAAUGCCGAGUAUGUGGCUGGACACGAGGAUCUUCUUAUGCCUGUACCGGCAGGAUUUACUUUCACAAAGGCAGCAGCUAUACCGGAAGUGUGGUUAACUGCCUUCCAGCUUCUCCACACAGUUGGUAAGAUACAGCCCGGGGAGAGCGUACUGAUCCACGCUGGGGGCUCGGGGGUAGGGACAGCGGCAGUACAACUGGCGGGGUUAGUCGGCGUCACGUCUAUUGUGACAGCUGGUUCUGAAGUAAAGAUCAACAAAGCAAAGGAUCUAGGGGCUGUGGCAGGAUUCAACUACAAGGAUGGGGAUUUUGGACCGAAGGUCCUGGAGGUCACCAAUGGUAAAGGUGUUGAUUUGAUAUUGGACUGUGUUGGAGAAUCGUUUUAUGAACAAAACAUGCAAAGUGCCAAAACCGACGGACGCUGGGUGGUCUAUGGACUCUUAGGUGGAGGAAAAGUAAAUGGAGAUUUGUUAGCUAAAUUAUUGAGGAAGAGAAUUUCUAUAACAGGGACCACUCUUCGGGCACGAUCUAUACAGUAUAAAGGAGAUCUUGUGAGGAAUUUCACUGAAGCUGCACUUCCCCAUUUUGACUCCGGGAAACUGAAACCCAUCACCGACAGUGUGUUUCCAUUAGAGAAGAUAUCAGAAGCUCACAUGUACAUGGAGAGUAAUGCUAAUACUGGAAAAAUUGUAAUAGAGGUCAGGAAAGAGGACGUCAGAGAUGAGCUGUGACGUCAUGAGAUAUUUGUAUGUUGAUUGAAUGUUCAGCGGUGUAUCUGGGAUAAACUUUUGUAUUCAGAUUAUAUAUGUAGGAUGAUGAGAGAUUGAACUUCCUUGGCUGGAAAAAUAUCAUUACACAAGUCGUCAUAAUGCCAUAUAAAAAUCCCGUUUCCAGCAGCACUACAUACUUAAAUGUCUUGUGCCUACAGUACAGAAAUAUUUUGCAUACACUAUUUUUUUCCAACAGAUCAAAGGAAACAAAUGUAUUACUUAUCUGGCCCAAGUUAAGCAAUCGUUUGUCUGCUAAAUGGACAAGUCAGGUUAUUCGCUUGGCUUACAUGUGUUACUGUUAUUGUUGCAUUAGUACUGUGUUUAAGCGGGGUUUUCAAUAGAUGGAGUUUGAACACUUUGUAACACAUAAUAAAUUAUACUUUAAAUCUGUGACACCGACCAUUUUUACAUUUAAACUGAUUAGGUAGCAUUGUUAAUGGUGAAGUUUUACGGUCGUCACAAUGACCUCAUUGAGGAAUACGCUAUUUUCUGUUGCGAUAUGAAGAUGGACGUGUUUGAUACUCAUGCCUUAUGGUAUGGAAUAACCCUGCUAAAACGUGAUUUCACUUAUUGGAUUUUGCCCAAAUUUUCAUGGCAGGUGUCGCCGAUGAAACAAUACGUAUACUUCCGGAACGCCUGGUCUAAUUAUCCAUGUACUUUUAUAAGACUAUCUGUGUAAUUCCAUCUAUUGAUUAUAUUAGGCCAAUUUCAUCGAAUAUGAGUUCGAAUUACAUAUUGUAAGAUUCUUGUUAGCAUUGUGAUGUUGUAUUUCUUGUUAUUGACUGCGUAUUUUACAUUUUAAUAGACAAAAUGAGCUGACAUUUUGUCUGGACUGACGUGUUGACCUGUAACCUCAUGUGAUAAAGCUGAUUAUUCCAUUACAGUUCUGUUAAAUAUAUGUUUUGUUAAAGUUGUCUGUGGUACAAUUAUAUUGUUAAGGAAUGAUGGAGAACAAUUUUAUUAUAAAGGAUAUCAUUAUUAAUUUAAUGAGGCACAAGUUAAAAGAAUUAUACAGGUAUAAUAUUUCCAAAAUAUUGCAAGAAAGAAUUUAUUAUUUAGGGAUUACCGAGUUUUUUUUUAAUUGGUCCUUUUUAUAUUACGUAUAACACUGGCUAUUAUUUUGUGUGCUAGGUUGGUUAAAUCAGUAUUUAGUUUUCUCAAAUAAAAUAUGACAAUCAGUCAAAUAAUGACAAUUCAAAUGAUAUCGAACAUUUCUUUGUUCUUUGUUUAUGAAAUAAUGUAAUGGAUUAUACAAUUCCAAGAGCACAUUAUACCUCUUGAUUAUUUGUAUAUACAACAUGCAUUAUGUGAUGAACCAUUUGCAGUUGCCAUGCUUAAUAUAGAAAACAAUGUUUUCUAUUAUUUUUUUUACAAUUGUGACGUAAGCUAUAUCGGUUGAUAUUAAUGACUCUUGUUGGCUUGGAUUGAAGCAUGCAUGUGUCUUGGUUUAAAGACUUGAUGGCUUGGAUUGAAGCAUGUAUGUGUCUUCGUGUAAGGACGGCUUCUGUGUUAUGGAUAUCGCGUCGAUCUACCAAGUCGGUUACUGUAUUACAAGUGAUGACAGCAAAUGGAUUGACACGAAAGCGACAAUCAAGUUUGUUAAUUUAAGCUGUAAAGGAGAGCAUUUAUUAGUAGAUAUUCGUCCAUAACUCGAUGUCACCUCUAAGAUUUUAAACAAACAAACAAACAAUGAACAAUUUUUAGUGACAUCUUGAAUUUCUGGUGGUGCUAUAUAUCGCCCGUCAAAACAUGAAACUCACCAGCGGGAAAAUGUGAUUUUGAGAUAUGAAAAAAAACGUUAGGCCGUCUCGAUAUCGAAAUACCACGAUUUGAUAUUGGGAUCAGUUUCGAAAAACUUUUGGGGUCUACAGUUGAAUUUGAAAAUCUUGCAAUCUGGUGCAAAUAUUUUGUUAAGUUUUUCCAAGUCUUCUCCUUCAAGACUAGAAUAUGCCUCGACAGCAGCCUCCUCUCGCUGUCGCCUAGCUACAGUGACGUCAGUUACGUCACCAACUGCCGCAUGCAAUAACCUUUCAAAAGAAGUCCGGGUGAUGUUUUCACUUUCUUCUCGCGUUACAGGAUACUUUGACUUCUUGUCAAUAACACCUGUCGCUUGCAGUUUUUUCCAAACUUUUCUUUGUGCAUCAAAGAAGGACAGACACCCUUGAUAUUUUUUUCUAAACAUAAACAAUAAAUUAGGCUGGUCUCUGAUUUUGUCUUGACGAUUCCUGGUUGUAAAAUUUACCUGCAGGUUUUCCGCCAAUUGUUUUUCACCAACCUGAGUGAGGAGGAAAACAGAAUCGUUCAAUAAAGUGUCUGUUUUUGCUAUAAAAUUAUAAUUGUAUGUACACGGUAAGCACAUUUGAUAGGCGGGAGCAAAAUGGUUGUCUCGAUGAAGACCAUCUUCUUGUGAUUGUAUAAAAUAUUUAAUAAAUUCUUUGAAUGUGAGAUCGAAACCACAUCUUCGACUCUGUUCCGUGACAUUUUCCCUAGUUAAUGAUAUGGCAUAUUUGCCGAUUUUUUCAGCAAACAUGGCGUUGGGAGAAAACAUUUUAUCAAUGUACGCUGAUAAAAGUCGGGUAUACGGAUCACGGCCGAUGAGAAGGACGGUAGAAUUUUUCAGUAUGUCUGGAACUUCUGCCGGUUUGUAAUCCGACAAGUUUGGAACCCCAAAACCUGCCAAGGCUGUCGGGAUAUCAUAAGGCGACUUUUUCGGUGCUCCGUUAAGUACCUACAACAGAGUAUUGGUAAUCAAUCACAGGAAACAGUGUAUUGUGCCUCAUAUUAAUUGUUUGGCGCUUCUGUAUCUUACUCUUGAUUUAAAAGGUGCUUUUCACUUUUGGGUCUUUUGCACAAUUUUCUUAAAUAUGAAAAACCAUUGCAACGUAUAGCUGGAAUUUCUUCAAUUAUAAUUGAUAAAGACUUUUGCGAGAACGUAUAAAUGAUUGAAUCAUUUCAGACCGCUGAUAGUUUUGUUAUGUAUUUCUACAUCAUUUUAAUAAUAUAUAAUCUUAACGAACUUACAAAUGGUAUUACUAGAUAUUCUCCACUACUUACCAAAGCCAUACAACGCAUUAUAUGUUUAUAAACACCGUGGAUAGAUACAAGUUCAGGCUUAAAGUUCAAUGCUAUAUGUGGGCUUAAGUUAAAACAGACCACAUGGUCAACAUAAUGCUACAAAGUACUGAGUGAAAGUUGAAGAAAUUAAUUUUGUUUUUGAGUUUCGAAAUUAAAUAUAAUUACAUUGUGGUUUUCUUUUUUAUUAAUAAUAUUUGUAAUAUUAGAAAAUAAUUACUUCAUAUAUUUGGUUAUCUAUUUUCAUGAAAAGCUGGUUUGAUAUCUGAAAAAAAUCUGUAGAUAAUCCGUAGACUUAGGAAAUACAAAAUACCUCACUUAGUUUAAUAUCUUCGUUUCAGAAAGUUAAUAUUUUAUGUAAUGAGUGAUGCACAUAUGUGGUGUCUACAGCGAUUUCCGAGAAAACAGCCGCGUAAUUUUCUCUUGACAUGUUUAGAUAAAACUAAAAUGAUAUCAUAAUAUAUACACAUUGUACCAUAAAAAUCCUUUUCAUGAAUGAUGACGCUGCUUUCUCCAACCCACAGUAGAGAAGGCGAUGUUUCCUGGAAACCUGCAUGCGCUCCAUCACUGUGUACGGCACCUGGUUGUAAUAGGAUUGUACUUGUAAUGAUGUGUAUGUGCAGCUUUUGAUCUGUGUGAUUCGGACAUUUUGGUGGGAAAUGUUUAAUUUCUACGAAUUUUUGGCAAUAUCCACCCGGUCUUGCUUGUAUAAGGAUAUUGAGAUUAACACUAUACAAACUCUUUAAUAAUUAUAUAUUGAUGAUAUAUACUUGAAAACUAUUAUAAUAUGAAAUGGCAUUUUAUUCAAUAUGUAAAUCACAAUAUGUCACUGUUCAGGUGUAACCAUGCACACACAAUGUGCUUUAUGAUCGCUUUCUGUAAUAAUACUACUCUAAGAAUCCAUUUAAUACGAUAUCAGAUAUGUUUCAUUGUCUCUGAUCUUAGUUCAACUAGAUACUGGUUCAAAAACGCUUCUCUGUAACAGGAAUAUUCAGUCACAAAUUGUCUAUCAUUUUAUAUAUAGUCAAAAUAAUCUAUUAUUGAUAUCUUAAAGAAUCAUAACACAAAACCGUCAUUGCUAAUUUAGAAACUUGAUAAAGCGAUUAUUUUCAUAUCUGCACACAAAAAAUAAUUAAGUUGAAAAUACAUCAUUAUAACAGACGGAGUAUAUUAUACCUGGUACGUGCCGCGGUAUUUAACGUCAUCAUCAUCGCACGCCUUCAUUAGGUGAGCAUGCCUUUGAUCUCGUAUUGUGUCCAGGCGAAUAGGUCCAAUUGGUUGUGCCUCUGAUGUAGUAGUCAGACGUGUAGUUGUUGCCAUUUGAUGAAAAGCAGUCUAAGGAUAUAAUUAAUGUUUACUGCAAGUGCCGAAAAUGUUGUGUAUAUUUCACACUAUAAUUACACGAUUUCAAAGAAGGUAGUGGAUAGAGGGUCCUAUUUCAUUACUCUGGUGAAAAAACAGUAGUGCAUACAGAAUUGUAAUACAUUUGAUGUUACCAUAUCACGUAAAUCUGAAAAUAAAAACUGUUAACAUGAAUGAAAAUACAAAGUUUUUGUAGUUUAAUAUCUUAUCUAAAACGUGACGCCAUUAAUCCUUGCUUAGAACGAAUGAUUGAAGCAAAGAUAAGGACGAGGUUUGCAUCAUACUGUUUUUGUCCUACAAACAGCUAUGUGAGAAGCAUGCAUGUGAUGAGUGUGUGUUUAUGGUGGUGGUGAAGGAUGUGUGUGUGUGUGUGUGUG